GCAGAGGAACUUAUGACACAUUCCUACCUCGCGAAUAUUGACUGGGAGUUGGCCAAACGACAACGCCUUGACCCUCCACUUAUUCCACCUCAAGGCGAGGUCAAUGCAGCCGACGCUUUUGAAAUCGGAGCUUUUGAUGAGGAGGAUAUACAAGGUAUUCGGCUGACGACUGAAAAUCAACAGGUCUACAAGGAAUUUGAUGUGGUGAUAGCGGAUCGUUGGGAACACGAAAUGACCACAACGAUAUUUGAUGCAGUGAAUGAAGAUUUUGACCAAAUUGAGAGCAAACGUAGGGACAAGUUGCAGCAGCGUUUGAAUCAACUAAGCCAAACCCUUCCAAAUCAACCUGAAGGAGAAGCGGCUGCAAACCCUCCACAGUCAACGACAAUGUCUAAAGCGAUAGUCCCACUACCUUCGCUUCCUUCUUCAAGCCUGUCACCACCACCACCACCGACCAGUUCUACAACAAAUAAAUCCCUCGAUCAUGAAGACAUUCCAAGUUGGCCAGCAGAACUCCUUCUUGAGUGGUGGAUUGAUCCAAGGAUAUUCGGCUGUGGUCCAUCAGAUUGUUUAGUGGAGAGUGAGGUGCUUCGACUUGGAGGUCCCUUUUUGCACACGUGGCAAAAGAAACAUGCUCGUUUGUUUCCCAAUCGACUGGAGAUUUACAACAAGAAUCAGCAUGGAAUCCCUCUAAAGGGUGCUGAAUUUAUAUCAAUGUUGGAUAUCGCCUCAAUCUACCCAACUCUUCAGCGCGUGAACAAAUAUGACGGUGUCAUUAUCAUUGUUCUCAAAAGUCAAUCCAAGAUUUUCCUUACCUCACAGGACAAAAUAGUUGUAGAGCAAUGGUUAGCUGAACUUCUACGGGCAUUUGAAGUCUCCAGUCAAGUGAUUAGUGGUAUGAGUAGAAAGGUUUACUGGAUCUAUGGAAUAGAUGAACCAAAGCUCUUCGCCAAGGCAUCUCCAUCCUGUUUAAAUUCCUCCCAAGCUCAGCCACCUCCACCCCCCAUAAAUCAAGAAUUGGCUGCAAAAAGAAAGCAAUUUCGACGAAUGCAGUCAUUUCAGACUGCUCUCACUUCUCGUAAUUGGUCUCCUCCCCCGCCACCUCUUCAAACCCAAACACCCGUUCAAAUUCCCCCGGUUCACCAAAUGCAGGCGUCAACUUCGUCUUCACAGCAACCGCCGGCGGCUGCUGAAUCGAAUGCGAGUUCUAGACGUGCGAUGUUCAAGAACCUCAACAAAAUUGGCUUCUCACGAAGUCAAGAUGUCGCCUCCCCCCAACUAUCGGAGUGUACAAAACCACAAACUUUGAGUGGACAUCAUAAACAGACGUAG
Molecule: messenger RNA, 1332 nt
Organism: Rodentolepis nana
Lineage: Eukaryota; Metazoa; Platyhelminthes; Cestoda; Cyclophyllidea; Hymenolepididae
Source: the annotation of a GenBank genome assembly